GUUCCUACGUAAUACAGAGGGGAAGCUCAUAAUCAUGACUCGAAGCGAAACUCAUAGGUCUUUCUCUGACUGUCGGCCAGGCUUUGAAUCAGAUCUGCCACCGCCACCAAGCUACCUGUCAUGGGGAAUCCAGGCUUCGCUUCGAUCAAUUACGACAAUUCAACCAUUCUCUCUGUCACAUAUCUGUGCUUGUGAUUUUUGAGUAACUGAUUUUGCUCUUGUUUUAGUCCGGCCAAUCCAUAUGUCAAUGUACUGUUUCACUGCCGCUUCUUUUCAGCUAGAGAAGCUUCAGAAGUGAUUCUAGAGUCGGGAUCCGCUGAACUAGAAGCACCCGUCAGUCUCACAUUGACCCCAAUAUCCAUUACGUUGAUGCCAAUAUGUCCAUCACUAUCCCGGACACCUGAAUCCUUU
This is a messenger RNA of Cantharellus anzutake, 411 nucleotides long. RefSeq lists its product as uncharacterized. The record is from RefSeq and is a predicted model, not a curated record. The transcript is spliced from 3 exons. The coding region runs from base 35 to 202 and encodes 55 amino acids. NCBI's taxonomy places the organism in Eukaryota, Fungi, Basidiomycota, Agaricomycetes, Cantharellales, Hydnaceae.